CGUUCAAAGAAGAUUCGCUCAGUGGGACGAGACGCGUCACAUUACACCAAGUUUGGUAAUAUUGGCGGUCGUCUCAAAUAUAUUGUUCGACGAGCAUCCCCUCAUUCGAGGUAUCGCGAGUGUGAAAUUUAAAGACUGCCGGGCUGCCGUUCAUAAAACCGUGUGGAUUUUUGCGGUGAGCCCGCAGUUUUUGUUCAUGUCACUAUGUUGGCCUUGAUAGCAAAAGGACGCGCCAUGAAGGCGUGGACUCAACUUCUCGAGCCAGGCGCUCUAGGCGCGAUUUGUUUGGCUCUAACACUGUUAACCGUUAACGCUGCGCCCACCCUAAACGACGAACAGAGCACUGAAAUUGAAUACUAUCCGGUUGCUGACGCAACGGGUUGCUACUACAAUUUUCAACACUAUGACGAGGGUGAUAGAAUAAUCACAAACGAGCCAUGUCUCAACUGCACGUGUCACAACCGCAUGCUUAUGUGCUACCUCAGGGUAUGUCCUUUUACCAAAGCUAUAGGCGCAGAUUGCAAGGUGGAGAAACGGCCUGACCAAUGCUGUCCCGUUAUAACAUGCCCGGAAGUACCGGUUCAAUUGGUGACUUCAACAGUACCGUCAACUGCCUUGGGACACUUGAACGAAUACGGAUGCUCUAUCAACAAUCUUUUCUACUCGGAUGGUGCGAGGGUCCCCUCCAACCCCAACAACCCUUGCGAACUCUGCUACUGCAUACGAAACAAAACCGCCUGCGUGAUCCAACAAUGUACAUUGGAAGUUGAAGGUUGUCGUCCUGUUUUCCAAGAAGGUGUUUGUUGUCCAGUUCGAUACAAUUGCGAACAUCCGGACUAUCUGGAAGGACCCACAACUCCCCUUAUAACAUCAACCACUACAACGACGACAACACUGGCACCUACGACCACUUUGGCACCUAGCGAUUGUAUAUACCAUGAUCAAAUAUACGCAGAUGGCUCGCUAGUUAAAAAAGAUGUCCCGUGCGAAAAAUGUUACUGCAUGAGAGGCGACAUAGUCUGUGCCGUGCAAGAAUGUGGUCCAACGCCAUUAGACAAAGUCAACUGCACAGCUCUACCAGUCCGUGAAGGUCAAUGUUGUCCAGAUACUUAUGACUGCGAGAACGUAAUCGAAGAAGAACUGACUACCCUUUCUUCGUACGAGCCUCCGACCACCCAGCCGACUUUACCUAAUGUUUUAGAACAAGAGACUGAAAUUCCUCCAAAACCACAAGUGGAAAUUCAAGAUAGGCACAAACCUGACGGACCUACUGCUGAACCUGUCACCGAAGAGGCCACUAAAGCUACAGAAUUCACUUCGUCUUCACCUGAACAAGCAAUAACUAAGAUAUCGCCGGAUACGGAACCUAGUAAGGUGGCAGACACUACUGAAAUUCCCAGCGACUCACAGCAAGGUGUUACCAAACCCGAAGCACAAAUAACUGAAAAAUCUCCCGCUGAAACCGAAUUGCCGCAAGUGACAGAAGAAAUUCCGUCUGAAGUUACCAAACCGCCUAAAGAGUCUACUGAUGUUUCGGAAACGGAAAAAUCGGAAGUGACACCUGCGGAAGAAAUCACUAAAAAAGCAGAAAGUCCGGAGGCAUCAACGGCGGUCGCAGAAGAAGAUUCUUCCAAACCAGCGGUUACUGAGGUUCCGAAAGAGGAUACUGAAGCUCCAAUUGAAUCAAUCACCGCCAGAAUUACAGAAGCUAUUGAUUCAGUUACCGCCAGGGUUACAGAAGCCAUUGAGUCUAUAACGUCGUCCAUAAGUGGAAGCAGCACUGAACCAGAAGUUCAAGAGGAGCUAACGAAGAAACCCGAAGAGGAAGGUAAAGGUACCGAAGAAAUUCCAGCCGAAGAAAGUAGCACUAAACUACCUGAAGAAGAACUUCAGUUCCCUACACACCCGUCAGCAAUAGAAAAAGAAACGGAUAAGGUACAGGAGGAAGCAGUGCCUACCGAAUCUGAAAAAGAAAAGCCAGAGAAGGAGACAACAGAAAAAAUAUCAGAAGACGAAUCCGUCACGGAGCCCUCGAAGGAAUACGAAGAAACAGAGAAGGCAACUGAAGCUCCUGAAACUUCCGAGGAUUCGACCGAAGCUAAAUCUUCUGAGGCUACCGUAUCCGAAGGAAAAGAAGUAGAAAUCGUAUCUGCCAUAACUACUGAGACUCCAGAUGAGGAACAGACUAAACAAACCGCUAAAGCAGAGGAAACCGAAGGAGGAGAAGAACAACCGGAAACUACCAAACUACCGGAGACAUCUUCUCCAUCAAGCGAAGAAAAAUCACCGGCUACAGAGACCGAGCAAGAAGCUAUCACAGAAGAACCCAUUAUUUCCAAGGAAUGUGGAGAACAAGAAUGCGCAAGGCCAACUUCUGGGAAGAAGACAGAAAAAGAACCGACUAUUCCAAAAGAGAGUACAGAUUUGCCACCGAAAGCAGAUACAACGUCGAUACCGGAAGUAGAAAUUAGAAUUAAAGAUAAAGAAGAGCCCGAAGAGACAUCUGAACACCUCCCUGAAGUGACUCAACGAACUUUGGAAACGGAGACAGAAGAAGAAAUGGUCGUAAUUACAGAAUUGCCCAAGAAGACUGAAAUGCCUGUAGCCAUGGAUCAUAUUUCUGAAAGUCUAAAACCUCAAGAAAAACCAAAGGAAUCAACUGAACUUCUAGAGGUAACGGAAACACCUGAAACAGCUGUUACACUUGGAGAAAAACAAACACCUGAAGCAGAAUUAGCUCAAGUUACCGAAGCGGAAAUAUUUAAAUCUACCGAGAAGCCUAGUGAGGUCGAAAUAGAACCAACCGCCACACAAGGUGUAAUGGUAGAAGAACAUACUGAGCCUCCAAAAGGGACGGAACCUUUAGCAACGGAAGUUGCUAAAUCCGAUAUUACAGAAAAGCCAAUAGAAGUACAGACGCCAUCAUCGGAAUUGCCGUCGGAAGCUGAAGAACAAACCGAAGCUACCAUCUCACAAAAACCAACUGAAAUCGGUCAGGUUGAUUCUACGACACAGUUACCCGAAUUGGAAAGUUCUACAGAAACUGGAAAACCCGAAGAGGAACCAUCAUCGCCUGGAGUAACGGAAACUUUACCCAAAGAACCCUCAGAGUUACCUACUAAGGUUCCUGAAAUCCUUGAAACAACACAAGUACCUCUUAAAAAUGUAGAAGCUACAAAGAGCCCUUCGGAUGAAGUUUCGGAAGCCGCAACGAAACAGUCACUUGCAGAAACGACAACUGUUGUUGUUGAAGAGGCGACUGAAGAACCGAAAUCUGAAGAGAAUGAAAUAGCUCCACAUGAAAGUAAAGAAACGUCUACAAAGAAACAUGAUGACGAAACUGUCGCCCCUGAGCUUAUAACUAGAGUAACUCCUGAAGAACCUCAAAUUGUUACCGAAAGCGAAUUAAGUACGGCAGUUAAAGAUGUGACCCAAAAAACAAUCGUUCCUGAAGGGUGCGCAUCGGCUACUGAUUGUGCCUCACAGACAGAAGCCCCACAAGAUAUUGAAAUGUCAACUAAACCUAUCUCAAAAGAAACACUUAGUCCUGAAAAUGAGACUGAAAGCAACAAAAUCCCGGAGACUGAAGAAACGAACGCCAUACCCGAAGGUCCAGAACAAACUGUUACCUCUACUGCUACUGAGUCGCCGGUGACCCAACUAAUUGAACUUGAACCUUUAACAAGAGUUACUCAACAACCGGAAGAAGAAAGCUCCGGUGAAAAAUCGAGUGAAGAGUCGUCAAGUUCUGAAGAAGAACUGGAGGAAGGUAGCGGAGCGAGUGAAGAACCUCCAUCUGAAGUCUCUAAAGCAACCAGCCCCACUCAACAGUCUAUCACACAAAAAGCUGAAGUCGAAACCGAGGCCCAAGAAGAAGAAUUUUCCAGUGCAAGUCCACAGAAACCUACAACAGACAUUAGCGACUUGUCAAAAUCUACUGAAUCUGCUUUGCCAGCAUUCACCGCAGAUAAUGGAACAGAAAUUUCUUCAGUUAGUAGCGUAGAAAUCACCACAGUUAGUAGUUCUGAGCUCAUCACAAUUAGUAGUGAUCAAGUUAUCGGUGAAUCUGAAACUGUACCCUUCGAGAAACAGCAAACGGAACAACCCGAACGGGAAAUUCCAGGUGAAGGAAGUUGUUUGGUUGACGGACAAACAUAUAGAAACAACAGUAGCGUACCUCCUAUCAAUCACUGUCAAGUGUCGUGCUUAUGUUUAAGUUCAAUUUUGAAGUGUGAGUCUAUAGAUUGCCCACCGCCACCAUCACUUGUUCAAAAUUGCAUGCCAAUUUUCUCUACGCCCGAGAGUUGUUGUCCAACGUACAGUUGCACUGGACCUGAGGCUACGAGUAUGGAAUCUGACAGUCACAUUAUAGAAACCACAAGUAGUCCGACUGAAAAAGCAGCAACUAUAAGAACAUCAAUAUCGGAAACUGACACUACAAGUGCUGAAAUACAAGUUACACAACAACCAGAAGCACUAACAGAAGCUCCAACAGAAUCCAGUUCGCAUAUACCCAAAAAAUCAGCUGACGAAAACGAAAUUGAACGAGAGAUAACCGAGGCACCGAUAGUAAUUGAGAGGUGUGAUGGAGCAGGUUGCAAACCUACACCAAGCCGACCGGAGAUUACCACAGAACAUGAAGAUAGCAAGAAACAGGAAACCGAAUCUGUCCCAACGGAAGAAUCAAUACCAUCUGAUUUGCCAGAAACACAAACCGACAAAACUACAGGGCUUCCUGAGAGUAUAACAAAAGAGCAACUUCCAUCAGAACAGCCUCAAACUGAAAGUUCAGUUCCCUUCAGAGAGACAGAAUCCUUUACUAAUGAUACACAAAUCCAAAUAACAACACAGCGCUCAGCAGAGGAGGGUACGGAGCCGGAAGAAACUACAAAGGUUGGUGUAGCUAUAUUGCCAACUAAACUUUUGCCAACAGAGGUUACCACUGAAGCACAAUCUGAAGAGGAUACAAAAGAAACAGAAAACUUACCAGAAAUCGAACCAACAACUCAAGUUCCUUCCCACUAUACUGAGAAAACUGCAAUAUCUGAUAAAGAAGUGGCGACAGUACCUAGUGAACAGGAGUCAACAUUAGCAGGUACUGAAGAACCUGAGCAAGUUAGUGAUGCUGAGGUUACUACGCAGGCGUCUCUGCCAGAAGUACCUUCCAUUACAUCUGAAGAAGAGCCUGUGGAUAAAAUUCAGGUCACUGAUGUCAGCAUACCUGGCGAAGAGGUGGAGUCGGUAACCCAAACCUUACCGAUUACUAAAGAACCAGAGGAGGAAGAAGGUCCAAAAUUAACAACUAAAUUACCUGAAGAAACCGUACCAGAACAAAGGCAAACUACCAUGCAGCCGGAACUUGAAGAAGUGCCUAUUACAACACCAAAAGAGGUUACUGAUCAACCUUCUGCCACAAGUCUCCCAGGCAAGGAACAAUCGGAAGCUUUACCUAUCAGGCCUUCAACAGAAAAGACAGAAUUGCCUCAAAUUUCGGACAAAGAAACUACGACAAUACAUGAAAUAGGCACAGAAACUGAUGUUCUUGAAUUAACUACCCCACUUCCGGAAUCAGUUACAAAGAAACAUAUCGAAUCGGAAUCUCAUGUCACCGAAUCAACACCAGAACAACCUGAAGUAACUUCCCAAUCGGAAAUUGAGAGAGCUUCAACGGAAUCGAGGAAACCAGAUGUUGAGAUCGCCACUGAAACAGUACAACCCGAAAGUUCUUCAGCUGGAGCUGAUGUAGGUAAUGAAAUUGAAGCAACAGCAACAACCGAAGAAAAACUUCCACCGGAGGUUGUCGAGAGUGAAAGUGGAGGAACCGAAAAACCGACAAGAACCUCGCAAUUACCCGAAGUAACAUCACCCAAGGAACAAGUGUCAACUGAGUCAGAAGCGAUAUUACCUUUCGGAGAGGAACAGCAACCAGUAGUCACUACACAGCCAUCGGAAGAACAACCGGAAACAGAACUUGCUGGUGAAAUUGUAACUGUAAAGCCAUACACCGCCGAGGUCAUUACAGAACCUGAACAAUUGUCUACCGAACCAGUAGUAGGAGAAGUAACCGCUGUAACGGAGGCUGAAAUCGAGCAAGACGAGACUGCAAAGCCAGUGAAGGAAGAGGAAGCUCAUGAAAGUACUACGACACCUCUAUUGCCGAAAGAACCAGUGUCGAUACCAGCACAAGUUACAAGUCAACCUGAAGAAACCAGUGGGGCUACAGAGGAACCAACAAUCUUGUCAAACUUUACACCCGAAGUUUCGUUUGGAGAACCUUCAGAAACUGAGCAACCUACCCAAACUAAUGAACCAUCUGAAGAACCGCAGGUAACAGAACAAAUUACCCAAGAUACUGAGAAACCAAAAACAGGAACCGAGAAGCCAACGGAAAUAACUGGAGCAACAGAAACCGAAUUACCGUCAUUGUCAGAGGAUGUAUCUACCGGACCGGAAGAAGUAAAUAAAACAGAACUGUCGGUUACUGAACAAGGAAUUGAAGCCCAAACUGUAGAACCCGGAACUGAGUAUUCUCCAGUAACUGCGGCAGAACCGGUUGCAACGGAACGAGUUCAAGAGGUAACAACAGUGGAGAGUGAGGAGGCUGGAGUAGAGACGGAAAAACCAAGUGAUAAGGAAUACGUUACUCCGUCACAAGUUCAGCCGGCUACAGAAAUUCCAACAAAAGAAAUUCAAUUGCCAUCUUUAGCAGAGUCUGAUAAGGACGGUGUUACUAGUGCACCGGUAGAUAUUGAAAAAGAAGGAACGACUUUGGUUGCGAUCCCGGAUAUACCGGGAACUGUAACGCCACAAAGCGAAAGUGGACUCGAAACGCAGACGACCGGAAUUCCUGAGGUGCCUGCUGAAAAAAUAACUAGUAAACCAAUAGAGGCAUCAAAUAAAUCUGAAGAAUUUUCUAAACCAGCGGAAACUAUUACCACACUUUCUCCUGAUUUUGAAAGUUCAGUCUCGACGGAAGUUUCCAAUGCGUCACAGCCUGAGUUAUACACUUCUGGACCAAGUAUCGAAAUAUCAACUCAACCUGCAGUAGAGGGUGAACUAUCCACUUCAGUACCUCUAUCUACAGAACCAUCCUCUACGGCAGUACCAGUAACGACUACUAAAUAUCCACCUGCACAAAUACCUGGCGAACAAGUACCAACGGCACCCGAUUACCAAGAACCCGAAGCUGAAUACGAGGAUGAAGAUCAGAAUACGUUCGGUCCCGGCACGUGCAGAUAUGGCGGCAAAGUCUACGUGUCGGCGCAACAAAUACCACGAGACGAUCCAUGUGAUUUUUGCUUCUGCUUCAGGAGCGACAUCAUUUGCCUACAACAGAGCUGUCCGCCGCCUAUACCCAGAUGCCAUGAGGAACCGAUCAGAGGUUUUUGCUGUCCAAGAUAUGAGUGUCCAGUUUCGAUGGCAGUUUCUGUCAAUUUGACAACGUCAACGACCACCACUACCACCACGCUUCCUCCACACUUUUUACAUCACGCAUAUAAAGGUAGGGCGACCAAGACAGGUUGCCAAAUACAGAAGAGAGCGUAUAAAGUUGGAGAAGUGAUCGAAUCGACGUCUGGGCCUUGCCUGCACUGCACGUGCGGUGGUGACGGCCAAAUGAAAUGUGAUCCUAAACCAUGCAGUCCGGAACCCAUGUUGAGGCAAAUGAUAGCUGCAGCCACGUCAAAGCGAAGAAGAUGAGUGAAUUAACCGUGUAAAAUAGUGACAUAAACUACGUCAACCAACAAACUAACAAAAAAAAAACGAAAGUGAUAUUGCAGACAAUUUAUUUUAAUUGAAGUUUAGUCCCAAGCUUAAGGAAAUGUUUUCUCGGGUGCCAAAAAAAAAAUGGACAAUUUAGGUAUUGUGCCUUUUAACGAUAUACAGAGAUGUGCGAUUUUUAAUGAUGAAUAACGAAUACGGCAACAGAGUAUACAUUGGAAUAGAUUCACCACGUAUAUUUUCAAUGGUUUAUUGUACAGCAUUUGUGUAUAAAAAAAAUUUGUUCUAGCUUUGGCCGAUUUGAUAAAGAAAAAUGGCUUUAUCGAAUUGUGUAAUAGUAGUUUAACACGAUGAUAUACGUUUUUUAAGUUGUAAAAUAGCUUUUAAAUAUUCCCAAGAAAUGCGAGAAGCACCGAAAAUCUUAUCGUAUUUACCCAGUCUUCUGCGGUUUACUUAAACCUUAAAUUGAAAAUAAAUACGCGGUGGGGCUAUUUUCGAUUACACCCUGUACAUACAAGAGGCGACCUAUUUGAAGGCCGAAGAUGCAAUUUGUAUACUCGAAUAUUACCAGUGGCGGGCGCGGGGAAUAAAAUUUCAGUAAACUAAAGAAUACUAAGACCGCAAUCAAUCCUCAAACAAUUGAGCGUGACGCCAAACGCCAACCCAUAAUAAUAUGACUGAAUCUUUUUAUACUUUUGUAAAUGUAUAUUUACUGGAAAUUUCUCUCGGAGUGUGUUACUUUUCUUGUAAGCUAGCAAACUAUAUCGCGCUAGUAGUAUUUACGGUAAUUUGUGUUGCGUAUCCCUCCCUAAUCGAGAUCUAGGUUGUUUGACCGGCAGAACAGCACCGUCGAAUUGUAGAGAAUUUUCGCAGGCCUUAGUGAUAAGUUAAGCGAUUUCGGAAUCGUUUGGGUUUCUGCUGCUUGAACGCCUAGAUCGGACCCUGUAUAUUAACGGAUGCUCAAUAUUAUAUAGUUUUUUAGGUAAGAUAUGUAGUAUUUAUCAAUAAUAAAUAAAUUAUGUAA
Molecule: messenger RNA, 8743 nt
Organism: Cylas formicarius (sweet potato weevil)
Lineage: Eukaryota; Metazoa; Arthropoda; Insecta; Coleoptera; Brentidae
Product: titin-like
Exons: 9
Coding region: 205-7698 (2497 amino acids)
Molecular function (GO): protein binding
Source: RefSeq, a predicted model, not a curated record